Molecule: messenger RNA, 586 nt
Organism: Drosophila rhopaloa
Lineage: Eukaryota; Metazoa; Arthropoda; Insecta; Diptera; Drosophilidae
Product: boophilin-H2-like
Exons: 3
Coding region: 114-554 (146 amino acids)
Molecular function (GO): serine-type endopeptidase inhibitor activity
Source: RefSeq, a predicted model, not a curated record
AGUGCCCAGAGCUUGGAUAAUUCAGUGUUAGACCUUCGAUUGGCAUCAGUCGAUCCACGGAAGCUGUGAAAGAUUAUUUACUCGUAUAUUUAAAAAACAAAAUCGCAAUCAUUAUGAAGUUCAUUGCUGUUGUCUGUUUGACGUUUGGCCUGCUGGGCGUGGCCUUGGGCUAUAAAAAUCCUGUAUGUAAACAAACGCCUAAAGGUUAUGUAGAUGAUAUUAGAUGCGCCGGCUCUAUGCCCAAGUUCACCUACUAUUCCGAAGACAAUUCAUGCAAGGAGUAUACCUACACUGGCUGCUUUGGCAAUGACAACAGAUUUGAAUCCCUAGAGGAAUGCGAAAGGACAUGCGUAAUCGAUGAAAUCUGUAGUCUACCCCAUUCCCUUGAUGGUGUUGGUGGAAUGACCUGCUGUGCUUCUUUCCGCAGAUGGUCCUACGAUUCCAGUAAUAACGAAUGCCUUUUUUUCAUCUACGGAGGCUGUGGUGGCAAUGACAACAGAUUUAAAUCCCUAGCGGAAUGCGAAAGGACAUGCGUAAUCAAUAAAUAUUUUUAAAUUAAUAUUAAAAAUUGUAUUUAGUAUGUUGC